Entamoeba invadens IP1 is the source of this 268-nucleotide messenger RNA. RefSeq lists its product as hypothetical. The annotation marks the transcript as partial. NCBI's taxonomy places the organism in Eukaryota, Evosea, Mastigamoebida, Endamoebidae. The record is from RefSeq and is a predicted model, not a curated record. The transcript has a single exon.
AUGGAAAACGCCUUUGAAAAAUGUGGAUUUGAAACAUUUGAUAUGCCUUCAUCAAUUUACUCGAUAGGAUAUGAGGCUUUUAGAUAUUGUGAGAAAUUGAGAGACAUUCAAAUCUCACCAAAUAUAAAAAUUAUAUCAAGUGCAACAUUUAUUUUUUGCAAAAAUUUGACAAAUGUAAAACUUCCUGAUAAUUUACAACACAUUCAAGCAUGUGCAUUUAAAAAUUGUAGACAACUUGAAGUGAUCAAAAUCCCAGCAAGUGUGUGUU